Molecule: messenger RNA, 945 nt
Organism: Cyprinus carpio (common carp)
Lineage: Eukaryota; Metazoa; Chordata; Actinopteri; Cypriniformes; Cyprinidae
Gene: fkbp6
Product: FKBP prolyl isomerase 6
Exons: 9
Molecular function (GO): peptidyl-prolyl cis-trans isomerase activity; protein binding
Source: RefSeq, a predicted model, not a curated record
AUGGGGGUGUUACUGUUGUACCUCUUGACUCCAUUCCAUCGUCUGGCUUUGCAAAUGCAAGACAUAUUAGGGGAUGGAGGAAUUCUCAAAGAGGUCGUCCAUGCAGGGGAAGGUCCACCCGUACCCAAGCAUGCUUCUGUAUCAAUUCAUUUCUCUGGUUUCCUUGAGUACUCUGACACACCUUUUGAGACAACCAGCCACCUUAAAUUUCCACGAAUGAUGAAGCUUGGUAGAGAUGUUACUUUGUAUGGCCUAGAGCUCGGCCUUCUUACAAUGAAGAAAGGUGAGUUCUCCCGUUUUCUCUUCAAGCCCAAAUACGCCUAUGGGGACCUUGGGUGCCCCCCGCACAUACCUCCAUUAGCCACGGUCCUCUAUGAGGUGCAAGUCCUCGACUUCCUGGACUCUGCACAAGUGGAUGAAUUCUUGGAUUUGAGUAUGGAUGAGCAGAACAGUGUUUCUCUGUCCACAUUUCUGAAUGUUCUGGACACACAGCGGAGUUUUGGCAACCUCUGCUUCAAUAAGAAGCGCUAUGAAGAUGCUCGAGAGAGAUACAAGCAGGCCAUGACACUUUUGCAAAAUCGUGAGCUGGUGGAUGAUGAAGAGAAGCAGCGUCUUGAGGAAAUGAAAUUGCCUUUCCUGCUCAACCUCUCACUCACGUACCUCAAACUGGAGAAACCCCAGAAGGCCCUUUGCUACGGUCAGAAAGUGUUGGACAUCAGCCCUCAGAACACUAAAGCUCGAUUCCGCUGUGCUCAGGCCUGUUUGGAGAUGAAUGACUAUGAGAAAGCACAAGAUUACCUUACACUCGCUCAGGCGAAAAAGCCAUUUGACCCUGACAUCAACACCUUGCUGAAAAAGCUUGCUUUCUGCUACAAGGACUAUUUGGACAAAGAGAGAGAGAUGUGCUCCAAGAUGUUCUCAGGUUUUAAGUGAACGGAAAAGUGA